AUGACCGCGUUGCAUAGUGUGACCAAAACACCCGCGAUCAAGGAAGAGGAGGAGGAUGGUGAGGAGCGAAACGGCGGAGGAGUCCCCCUGGGGCCCAGGAACGAUGACUAUCAUGGAAGAGAUGGGGGUGGUGGAAGCGGUGCUGACACUGUGACGUCUCCUAUCACGUUUGAAAAGCAGAAAGUGGUCCCCAGGGCAUCGAUGCACUCCGAGCAGAGUAUUCUAAGCAGCAUUUCACUGAAGUCGAUGGUUAAUCAACAUCGGCAGCAGCAGUUGCAGCAGGAGGGUUCCACGGGAACUGGAACUGCGCAGUCGCACCCCCAUUCUGGGUUUGUUGACAGGAAGCAACAGAUUCAAUCGCCGGCGAUGGUGUCGAUCUUAAGGAAAAGCUCUGCGGAGGAAAACGCUCGCAGCUGCUACAGCAGUAAGACCGGUGAUGGGCUGACGGAUACUAGGAAGCCUUCCACUGGCAAGGAGAUUGGUAGGAUGUUGCCCUUCACGGAUGAUCAAAAAGCGAAUCCUGAGUUAGACCCGACCAGCACUGCGGCAAGCAAUAGCAAGGGCGAGAAGAAGAAGAAGAAGACAAAGAAGAAGAAGAAGAGCAAAGCUGUGUUCAACGAGUUGGAGAAUGAUGCGGACGAGGAUGACGAGGUUCGACAGAAAAACCUAACUACACAGGCGCUACGGAAACUGUCAUCGUUCAAGAUGAAUGCGAGUUCCAAUUUGCGGUUGAGCAACGAGAACAAAGCGAAGGGUUCUUCGUCCUCGUCCACGUCCUCUAUGUCCUCGUUGUCAUCGUCCAAACCGGAAAACAUCGCCGACAAACUUACCACGACGAAUUCCAGUUCCAUGACGCAAUUAAGGUUCGGCAACACGAACGUCAUCAUCGACUCGGUGAACCACGCGGCUGCUGCGAGGCCACCGCACCAACAGAUGCUAAGGAAGCCCUCGCUGGACUUCUUACCGCAGCCUACUUCGAGCGCAAAUCUGAAUUUCAACUCCAACAAGCACACGUCAAAUGUGAGACAGAUCAACAACCCCAAGAAGCCGCUGUACAUUCCCGCCGUGCUCAGGAAAGUCUCAGAGACGAACAUAACCAACGAUGACCUGUUGAAUGCAACGAUGUCCUCUUACUACAAGAAGAACUUUAACUUGGAACACAGCCUCAAUCCGAGUGCAGGACAAUCCGCUGGUGCCCAGAACGCAAACAACCUGAGAAUCAUAUCCUCUCAAUCCAGCGUUCAAUCAAACACGUCGUCCAUCUUGGAAAGCUACAAAAACAAAAUAUCUUCGUAUUUGUUCCCGAACUCCAUCCCGAAUAACGACAGAAUCAACUUGAUACCAACCAUCUCGAACAGAAACUCCACCAGGGUCAACCCGCCCACCAAGGACCACUGGAUUGCCGACAGCAAAAGAAACUCGUGUCGCUACUGCCACAAACCUUUCACGCUAUGGGAGAGGAAGCAUCAUUGCAGACACUGCGGAGAUAUCUUUUGUCAGGACCACCUGCGUCACUGGCUGUACCUGGAUUCGCAGGCAAACUUUAUCAUGAUCAAGGAACUGAACAACGGCGGCGUCAACGGCGGCGGCACGCUGUGCAAGAUAUGCGACGACUGCCUAGUCGAGUACGAGAACCUAUCAACCUCGAGUCAUAAUUCCAACACGAACGAGAAUAACGGCAACAGCGAGGGCGGUGACGGCAACGACGGCAACGACGACGACGAUAAGAAAAAGAAACUCCGCAAUUACUACAAGAAUAGGCAGAUGAACAACCUUUUCGGGCCGAGGAAGGGCGGUCCACCUCAGGAGCACGCUGCAGCCGACCAAGACACGAUAACUCCCAUCCAGGUGAGAUCGAACGAGGACGACCCAGAAAACGAGAGCGCUGGGAAGGAGCAAGAGGAAGGUAACGAUGUUCUGGGCAGCGUGAUCGGCUCUGUGCCCGCAAACUGGAACUGGAGUAGUUUCUGA
Messenger RNA from Saccharomyces kudriavzevii IFO 1802, 1971 nucleotides. It is a transcript of the gene PIB2, whose product is annotated as Pib2p. NCBI's taxonomy places the organism in Eukaryota, Fungi, Ascomycota, Saccharomycetes, Saccharomycetales, Saccharomycetaceae. Gene Ontology annotation, molecular function: metal ion binding. The coding region runs from base 1 to 1971 and encodes 656 amino acids. The record is from RefSeq and is a predicted model, not a curated record. The transcript has a single exon.